Molecule: messenger RNA, 3078 nt
Organism: Paramisgurnus dabryanus
Lineage: Eukaryota; Metazoa; Chordata; Actinopteri; Cypriniformes; Cobitidae
Source: RefSeq, a predicted model, not a curated record
AUGACGGUUAAAAUCCCUCCCCUAUCAAUGAACCCUUAUGUAUUAGUUAUUUUAUUGUCCAGCCUGGGAUUAGGAACCACACUAACCUUCGCAAGCUCCCACUGACUACUAGCCUGAAUAGGAUUAGAAAUUAAUACCUUAGCUAUUAUCCCUCUCAUAGCGCAGCAACAUCACCCACGAGCAGUUGAGGCUACAACUAAGUACUUUCUUACCCAAGCAACAGCCGCAGCAAUAAUUCUAUUUGCAGCUACAACAAACGCAUGAUUAGUGGGAGAAUGAGACAUUAAUAGCCUAUUCCACCCACUAGCAUCAACACUAGUUAUUGCAGCAUUAGCCCUAAAAAUUGGCCUGGCCCCCGUACACUUUUGACUUCCAGAAGUCCUUCAAGGACUAGACCUACUAACAGGACUAAUUUUAUCCACGUGACAAAAACUAGCCCCGUUUGCACUAAUUAUUCAAGUUGCCCCAACGAUUGACCCCUACCUCCUCUCAUCCUUGGGCCUCCUAUCAACCCUUGUGGGGGGGUGGGGUGGCCUAAACCAGACCCAAUUACGAAAAAUCCUUGCAUAUUCUUCUAUUGCUCAUAUGGGUUGAAUAUUAAUUGUUCUACAAUUUGCCCCCCAAUUAACCCUCCUAGCCCUAGGAACCUACAUUUUUAUAACAACCACAGCAUUCCUCUCAUUCAAAGUGUCACAAGCCACAAAAAUUAACACACUCUCAGUAACAUGAACAAAAAACCCAACCCUCAUGGUAAUUACAACCCUAGCAAUACUCUCCCUAGGAGGACUCCCCCCACUAACUGGGUUUAUACCCAAAUGGCUUAUUCUUCAAGAAUUAACAAAACAAGAACUUCCCCUCACAGCAACAAUUAUGGCCCUAGCAGCCCUAUUAAGCCUAUAUUUUUAUCUACGACUAUGUUAUGCAAUAGCCCUAACAAUUUCACCCACCACAACCAACUCAACCUUACCAUGACGAACCCCCAAUACCCAAUCAACUCUUACUCUAGCCCUAACCUCAUCAAUUGCCUUAGGACUCCUCCCAAUUACCCCAGCCAUCCUGGCACUGGUUACCUAAAGGCUUAGGAUAAUUAAGACCAAGGGCCUUCAAAGCCCUAAGUAGGAGUUAAAAUCUCCUAGCCUUUGGCUAAGACUUGCGGGACUUUAUCCCACAUCUUCUGAAUGCAAGCCAGACACUUUAAUUAAGCUAAAGCCUUCCUAGAUGAGAAGGCCUCGAUCCUACAAACUCUUAGUUAACAGCUAAGCGCCCAAACCAGCGGGCAUUCAUCUACUUUCCCGCCGUUGGGUGAGUAAGGCGGGAAAGCCCCGGCAGACGUCAAUCUGCGUCUUUGGAUUUGCAAUCCAAUAUGUUAUACACCACGGGGCUUGGUAGGAAGAGGACUUAAACCUCUAUCUACGGGGCUACAACCCGCCACCUGACUUCGGCCAUCCUACCUGUGGCAAUCACACGCUGAUUCUUCUCUACUAACCACAAAGAUAUUGGCACCCUCUACCUUGUAUUUGGUGCCUGAGCCGGAAUGGUCGGAACGGCUCUCAGCCUUUUGAUUCGUGCUGAGCUCAGCCAACCUGGAUCUCUCCUGGGGGAUGACCAAAUUUAUAAUGUUAUUGUUACCGCACAUGCCUUUGUCAUGAUUUUCUUUAUAGUAAUGCCAAUUCUCAUCGGUGGCUUUGGAAAUUGACUAAUUCCACUAAUGAUUGGGGCCCCAGAUAUAGCAUUUCCACGAAUAAACAAUAUAAGCUUUUGACUCCUGCCACCCUCAUUUCUACUAUUACUAGCCUCCUCUGGUGUUGAAGCCGGGGCUGGAACAGGAUGAACAGUUUACCCACCGCUGGCAGGUAAUCUCGCCCAUGCAGGUGCAUCCGUUGACCUUACCAUCUUUUCUCUUCACCUAGCAGGUGUAUCUUCAAUUCUGGGAGCAAUUAAUUUUAUUACCACAACAAUUAAUAUGAAACCCCCAGCCAUUUCACAAUAUCAAACACCCUUAUUUGUCUGAGCAGUCCUUGUAACCGCCGUUCUUCUCCUUUUGUCCCUGCCUGUCUUAGCUGCUGGGAUUACUAUGCUUUUAACAGACCGAAACCUAAAUACAACAUUCUUUGACCCGGCAGGAGGAGGAGACCCAAUCCUAUACCAGCACUUAUUCUGAUUCUUUGGCCACCCAGAAGUAUACAUUUUAAUUUUACCAGGAUUCGGGAUUAUCUCACAUGUUGUAGCCUACUACGCUGGUAAAAAAGAACCUUUCGGCUACAUGGGAAUAGUCUGAGCUAUGAUGGCCAUUGGCCUCUUAGGCUUCAUUGUCUGAGCCCACCAUAUGUUUACGGUCGGGAUAGAUGUUGACACCCGUGCAUACUUCACAUCUGCUACAAUAAUUAUUGCUAUUCCUACAGGUGUAAAAGUCUUUAGCUGACUGGCCACCCUUCACGGGGGCUCAAUUAAAUGAGAGACCCCAAUACUCUGAGCUCUAGGAUUUAUCUUCCUAUUCACAGUGGGUGGACUUACCGGGAUUGUUCUAGCUAACUCAUCCAUCGACAUUGUUCUCCACGACACAUAUUAUGUAGUUGCUCACUUCCACUAUGUACUCUCAAUGGGUGCAGUCUUUGCUAUUAUAGCCGGCUUUGUACACUGAUUCCCACUAUUUACAGGUUAUACUCUACAUAGCACAUGAACUAAAAUCCACUUUGGGGUUAUGUUUUUAGGUGUCAACCUCACCUUCUUCCCACAGCACUUCCUUGGCCUUGCAGGUAUGCCCCGACGGUACUCAGACUACCCAGAUGCCUAUACACUGUGAAACACAGUCUCAUCUAUUGGAUCUAUAAUUUCACUAGUAGCUGUAAUCAUGUUCCUAUUUAUCUUAUGAGAAGCCUUCGCCGCUAAACGGGAAGUCCUAUCCGUAGAACUAACCGCAACAAAUGCCGAGUGACUCCAUGGAUGCCCUCCCCCCUAUCACACAUUUGAGGAGCCAGCAUUUGUUCAAGUUCAAUCAAAUUAACCGAGGAAGGGAGGAGUUGAACCCCCUUGUGCUGGUUUCAAGCCAGCCGCAUAACCAUUCUGCCACUUCCUUAA